AAUCGGCAGCACGAGAAAUGACAGUUUGAGCCCCUUACGGGCCCUGUCAUGUAAGGUCCACCCCGAGGGAGGCCAAGUACUCAGAGAAGUAGCCAUCAUGGCGGAGUCUUCAGAAGGGUCCACCGAUUUGGCCUCGCUGUUGAGGACAAACAAAGUAGAGGCACUUCAGGCUACUGUCUUUUGUGGGCCUGUAAAAUUUCUUGUGUGGACACGGCUGCCUGAGGACAAUUCUUCUUGGAUUUUAAAUGCCUCUGAUGGAGUUGAUGUCUGGCAUUUGCAACUGGAUCAGGAACAGCUGGAUUCCCAUAAAGAACUGGCAGAAGUUGACAAAUAUGAAGUUUAUUUUGCAAGAUUCAGAUCAGAGUUUGAAAGUGGCUCCAUUUCUCUGGCACUGUUAGCAAACAAAAUAACAGUAACAGUUGGAAUAGGAAUUUCACCUCUGUGUUAUGACCUCUAUGAGGCAAAAGCAAGUGAGAAGAAAACUGAACUGCAGACAAUCCUGUUCCGAUUAGCUGACAGAGUCUCUGAGCUCACCGAGCAACUGAAAGGUAAGUCAAUUAUUAUUAUUACUAUUAAGCCUGAUGUGUGCAGUGUCCUUGAAGAUUGUUCUGGAACUGUCUUUAAAAAAGCCACUGAACCCUCCUCAUUUCAGGGCCUUUCUGUUCAUUGUUUUUGUUGUUAUAAGGAUUCAAGUUAA
This is a messenger RNA of Orbicella faveolata, 697 nucleotides long. RefSeq lists its product as uncharacterized. Gene Ontology annotation, molecular function: molecular adaptor activity. Gene Ontology annotation, biological process: double-strand break repair via nonhomologous end joining. Lineage: Eukaryota; Metazoa; Cnidaria; Anthozoa; Scleractinia; Merulinidae. The record is from RefSeq and is a predicted model, not a curated record. Gene Ontology annotation, cellular component: nonhomologous end joining complex; site of double-strand break; nucleus.